Messenger RNA from Coccinella septempunctata (seven-spotted ladybird), 2598 nucleotides. RefSeq lists its product as uncharacterized. The record is from RefSeq and is a predicted model, not a curated record. NCBI's taxonomy places the organism in Eukaryota, Metazoa, Arthropoda, Insecta, Coleoptera, Coccinellidae. The transcript is spliced from 2 exons. Bases 486 to 1319 code for a protein of 277 amino acids.
ACUCAGUUGUCCAAGACUCAAGUUUCGUUAACUGUAGUGAAGUUUUGAAAUAUUUAUCGAUAAUGAACAAAACGACAUUUUAUCACUAGUCAAUCAAAAAUCAUUCGUCACAUCUCUAUUGACGCUCGAGAAUUUGCUUUUCCGAAGACCUUUUAUGCACAAAUUCGGAAACUAGAAUUACUUUCUCUACAUCGAUUCUCCCCUAAGUGUAUGUUUCCCUAUAUUUUUACCGAUCGCCCAAAAUAUCUCCAUGAAUACCUAAAAAAAUAAUUAAAGAGACAUUUCUUUCCACCUUUGAUGUACGAGCAUUGAAUUUGCUGUAAAGGCUGAUAAGUGGCCAUUUAACCCAAAUUUUCUCGAUAUAUGCGCACCCCUUUGUAAUAAAUACGACGAACAGAAAGUGUUCGAGGGAAAAGUAAGUGAACAGAAAAGUUUCGAUGAACUCCAGAGAGCUGUUUCACAUCUGAGGGACUUAUAUAUCUGAAAUGGGCACCAAACAUACCAAACCCUGUAAAUAUAACAACUUUUCGUCAACAUCACUUCACGUACAAACACUCCAUAUUCAAGUACGUAUUUGUUCUUAUACCUUUCGAGUAAAUAAUAAAAUUUUAGGCCCAAUGUUUCACGAGAGGUUUCCUUUUUGUGGACAUGCAUACGAAAUUCCAGUUUUGAGAGCCUUAACAUUUAUGACAAUAGCUGGAUUGAUUGUGAACAUCCUUAUGACCGUAGUUUUCUUCUAUAUGCACUGGAACUUUCGUCUCUUGAUCAAAAACUCAUUCAUGCUCAUAAUUGCCUGUUUCACGAUGAUUAUGGUAUUGGAGGCCCUAAUAACAUCGGAAAUCCACUUCGAAGUGAAUGUAUUAAGAGAAAAAAUGUUUCCUCUUAGCGAAGCAGGACCUGAAACUCUUCAACGGAUCAAAAAGGACAUAAGUUUCCUCAGAUACUCCAGAAUAUUCGUCGUGGUAUUUCUAUUCAUCAGUGCCAUGUUCUGUACGCCGAUCUCUGGAGACAUAAGGGAGUUUUUCUGCAUAGUUUAUCUGGUGGAGGAUAUCGAGAACGCCUUCUGGUACCCUUAUCUCAAGUACAUCCUUUUCGUGCUGAAAAUUAUUUUCGUCCUUUCCUUUUCGAAUCCCCUGUACAUGAUGCUCUGCGUGAUCGGUGAUAACUUUUACGGAUUGAUGAUUCUAAGGGAGAAGGUCAACUCUAUCGAGCAAAUAUUCGGUAGGAAGGAAAUAUGGUACAGAGAUCAGGCGUACCAGAAAUAUGUUAGGAUGACGUUGAUAAGAUGCAUUCAGCAACAUCGAAUUAUAUUGGCGUAAUAAUCAUUAAAACUCUACUCAUUCGUCAGUCAAAGGUCAAGAACGUAUGGCUUUUUGAGGCAAAUUUCUGUCGAAGGCUUAGAUCGUAUACUUGUUGUAGUUUUUUAGGUUCUUGACCUUCGACCAUUUUCAGCACGAAUGCGAAUAACAACUUUAUCUCAAUUCGGAUUUCAUUCAAGGUACCACAAAAUGGGUUCGAAGAUAUGUCGGAGGUGUUUACCCACAGUUUUCAUUGUGGUAGUGCUUCUUUUCACAUCUUUCUAUUUCUAUGUUAACAUGGUAAGACAGUCCUCACUGGCCGAGCCUAGGUCAUGAAAUUUGUAUGUUACAGAAUAUAAGCAAGGAAGUUAUGAGUAAAUCACUAUUCAUCAUAGCGCUUUGCAUAUAUUUCACUUAUCUGUUCACCUGCGCAGCUCAGAAUCUCAUAGAUGAGGUGACUAGGUACCCUCAGUCACAAAAUAUGAUUUUAACGGAAGAUUUUUUUAGUCCGAGCAGCUUUAUCUCGAUUUGUGUGCCUGUCCUUGGUUCUUAUGGAAUAAAUCGAAUAAAUCGAUAUACUUCAUGUUCCUCAUACAUGCUAAAGAACCUCUCACUGUGCGAUCCUUCGGCUUGGAAUAUAGUUAUGCCGUCAUAGUUCGGGUGAGUCGACACCGUUAAGAAAUGCUCAAAAGACAGAUCGUUGAUUUUUCAGUUGGCUAAAACUACCAUGUCUCUACUGACCGCUCUCCAGGAGCUAACCUCUUGAAUUCCGAUAUGAUACAAAUGCUGAAGAAGGAAUUGAAUAAGUCAUAAUUCACGAUUUUUCAAGAUGCACCCAGAAAUUUGUUCAGAUCUGUACUAAUAAACUUCAUUGAGAAAAUAAUAGUAGCCUUUUAUUACAGUCUCUGAGCAAAUCCCAGAUAAGUCAACUAAGCAACUGUUGACGGAUUUCGGGAUCAUUGUCCCUCAUCGGAACAGUGUUGCGUUUUAACGUGUCGACUUUUCUGGAAUUUCCUAAUGUCUAGCUCGCAUUAUUGGAACCACAAUUCUUCGGAAAUUAUGACCUCCUAUCUUUUCUGCAACCGUCGCUCGAAUCUGACGCUGCUUGGUUUUCCACGAAACAAUUGGGGGUUCUUUCUCUUUACUACACAAACGAAUUGACCGCUUAUUCGAAUUUGAAACACUUCCUCCUUCGAUUCAUUACAGGUGGCGACGCAGUACCAAGAGAACUAUACACCGGCAUCGGUACUGUCCUCGAGUUCAAAUACGGCAACCGUCUCAGCAACGUUUUCAAGAAAAA